This is a messenger RNA of Trypanosoma theileri, 363 nucleotides long. RefSeq lists its product as uncharacterized. Bases 1 to 363 code for a protein of 120 amino acids. Lineage: Eukaryota; Euglenozoa; Kinetoplastea; Trypanosomatida; Trypanosomatidae. The transcript has a single exon. The record is from RefSeq and is a predicted model, not a curated record.
AUGGGUAGCGCAUGUAUUCGUGCUGCUAGACACGACGUUGUUGACGGGAGGCACCCACAGGUGUCCAUCAAAGAGAUCCCCUCAUACCUUCUGUUCUGGAAUAGCCAGGUGCGGUCUGCGGAUCUUCACUCAACAAGUAUGAUCAGUACCGCAGAUACCUUCAGGUCUGCCCUUUUAGUUACUAUGGAUAGUGAGCGUCAUGAUCAGCAGAGUGGUUCUCUGAGUGGGCUGAGUCUCUUAGAGCCCCUCAAAUCGAGUAGUGGUAGUGGUGAGGCACACUCUGCAGGGUGGCUCUAUGCCCCAUACUUUACGGGUGCCGCAAUGCAGCGUGAGCAACGGCUGAAAGAGAUCUCGUGGUGGUGA